AUGGGGACGAUCCUCGGGAAGCAGCGCUACAACGAGGAGCCGGUCGAGCUCAUGCGCGAGACCAAGGACGCUCGCCGACGUCCGCGACCUCUACGCGCGCUUCCGCAAGACUGGGGCUUUGCCAUCACCGAGAGCCAACUCGAGUCGCUCAUCCUGCUCAAGCAGCCAGACGCGGUCUCGAUCAAGGAGAUCUUUGCCAUCCUCGACGCGACGCGCGACGGCAAGCAAGAUGGACGCAUCGACGGCCUCGAGUUCAUUGGCGGCCUCACCGUCAUCUGCCAAGACACGUUUGAAGAGAAGGCCCGGUUUGCCUUUGAAGUGUUCGACUUCAACUUGAACGGAUCGCUCUCGCCCAUCGAGCUCGCCCUCCUCAUGCGGUCGUGCUACGGCGGGAUCACGAUCCUCACGGGCGGUUGCCUCGCGUCCGUGCCGCCGAUCCCGACGUUUGUCCAAGUCGCACAGCAAGCGUUCUCACGCUUUGGCCGGGACCAGAGCGACGCACUCAACUAUGAGGAGUUUAUUGCGUGGGCGCGCAGCAACCGCGAGUUCAUGCUCUACAUGGACGCCUUCCGGCUCAUCUCCGAGACAGCCAAGGAACGCGUGCCCGAAGCCGAGUGGAUCCAAGAGGCCAGCGACGACGACUCGGACAUUGAGGUCGAAUGCUGCACACCGCCACCAAGCCUGGCGCCUCCGACCAAGCCCGCGACAAGUGCAUCUCCGUUUCAGCUCGAACCGUGGAUGGUCGAGCCACUCAACCCAAAGCCGGCGCCGCGCCGCCUCCCCCCCGUCAACAUCUCCCUCGAGUGGGUCUAUGGCUACCGGGGAUACGACGCUCGGAACAACGUACGGUACACGUGCCAUGGGGACAUUGUCUACUCGGUCUCUCGCCACGCGAUCGUGUACAACGCGGUGCGGCACGAACAACGCUACUACGAGGGACAUACGAAUGCGAUCCUGUCGCUGGCCGUGUGUGCCAACGGCGACAAGGUCGCGACGGGAGAUGUCGGCCCCAACUGCGCGAUCCAUGUCUGGUCGCCGCUCUCGCUCGACUGCCUCUCGAUUCUAUCGCAGUUUCACGACGACGGCAUCGCGCUCCUUGCAUUUGCGCAGCGCUACGAUACCCAGCUCGUCUCGGUCGGGUUGGACCCAAACCACCGCAUUGCCGUGUGGGACUGGCCCUCGAAGAGCGUCGUCGCGUCUGGCAUUGGGUCGACGCGAAAAGCGCUGGCGGUGGCGAUCCACGACAACGGCCAAGAAGUGGUGGUCGCAGGCGACAAGUCGCUCGAGUUUUUCUCGGUCGAGAACCGCAUUUUAAAAAAGGAGCGCGCGGCGCUCGGCACGAUGGGCAUCUGGCAAGGGUUUCUCUCGGUCGUGUACUACCAGUCGUAUGUGAUUGUGGGCACGAGUCUCGGUCAGCUGUACCAGUUCCAGAACCGCCGGCUCGUCCGCACAACGCAAGCCCACCCAAUCAAGGAGUCGGUCAACUGCCUCUACGUCGCGCGCGCGUCGCUCUUCUCGGGCGGAAAGGAUGGAACGAUCCAUCAGUGGGACUCGACGCUGCAGACGAUUGGCCACCCGAUGGACUUGAGUACACUGCCGCUGUCGCUCUCGGACUUUCGCAUCACGAGUCUCUGUUACAACUACAACGACGAGACGAAUCAAGGGACACUGCUUGUGGGUACGCGCUCGUGCAAAAUUCUGCAAGUCAACGAAGUUUCGGGCGCCGUGACCCUUGUCACGGCGUUCCAUCAGCACGAAGCGAUCUCGGGCCUCGCGACAACACCCAAGCGCGCCGAGUUUGCGUCCUGCGGCCUCGACCGCGUCGUGCGUCGGUGGAGUCUCCGGAAGCGCGAGCCGCUCACGAGCAUGCCGCUGCUCAUGUACGCUCCCGGGAAGUGCCUCGCGUACGCCACGAGCGGCGACUGGCUGGCCAUGGGCUGCGCGGACGGCACAAUUGUGCUUUUGGACCACAAGUGUACCAAGAUGCUGUGCAAUUUUCGGCAUGCCCAAGCAGCGAUUGUUGCGAUCCAGUGGGCCAACAAUGACCAGCUGCUCGCGGCGUCUGGUGCCAACGGACUCAUUUACGUCUACCGCGUCGAGCCGACAACCGCAGCGACGUUUCGUCUCUGCCAGCAGUGCCUCCUCAAGCCUCUGGCCAACGAAGCCGCGGUGCCUGGGACAUCGCUGGAUUUCUCCGUCGACAAUCGGUACCUGCAGAGCCAGCACGGCAGCGGACUCCGCUUCUGGGACCUCCUCUCGGCCACGCGCGUCUCGGUCGUCCAGCACGUGCGCGAUACGCUGUGGAGCUCGUUCCGCAGUCGAAUUGGCUACUCGGUGCAGAUGCUGCAUGCUAACCACGACGAGAUCUCGGCCGCGUGCGUCAACCGUCACCAGACCCUCCUCGCGGCCGUCACUCGCAACGGAAGCAUUGCACUUCGUGCGUACCCUGCACUGGACAACCUCGCCAAGUGCGUCUUGGGCCACAGUCCGCACGACCUCGCGUACCUCGGUUUCGCACGCAACGACGGGCUCCUCGUCUCGGCCACCACCGCCGACCACUGCAUUUGCCAGUGGAAGAUCACAAAGGAGGCUGCCGACGAGCAGCCGCGCCCCAAGCACGUCGUGUCGGCGGCGGAAGACCCGUGCGCGGAUGCCCACCUCUUGCAGUGGACGCCGCCAAGCGAGCGCAGUCGGCCUAAUCCCGCCAUGGCCACGCUCCUGACCCCAUCGUACUACACGCCGAAUCCCCACCACAAGGCGUACGCAGCUCGACUCGGCGAUAGAAUCCAUACGUGCUGGCGUAGGGAGGCGCCCGACUUGGACCUCGAGCUCGCCUACGUGCACGGUAUGAAUUGGAGCAACGGCCGAGCCAUGCUCGGGUGCACAGACUCGGGUUCGAUCGUCUACUCGGCGGCGACACUUGGCGUUGUGUUCGAGCCGACAACCCGCGUCCAGUCGCGCUACGUCUACCACAAGCAGCGCAUCACGAGUGUGGCCGUGCAUCCGCUCGGCAAGGUCGUUGCGACGGGGUCGUUUUCCCAGCUCGUUAUCUGGGAUGCCUCCUCGAUGGAGACCCUGGGCGUACACGCUGUGAGCGCACCCGUGCUCUUCCUCGCGUUCAAUGGCGCGGACCUCCUCGUGGCCGUCAUUGCCGACCGGUACCACUCGGUGGCGGCGUUUUUAUGGAAGGAAAUGCACCAGAUUGACGUUGCCCAAAACACGCUGGAGCGCGUGAUGGACUGCGCGUUUACGCUCGACGGCGCGUCGUUCGUGACGUGUGGCGUCAACCACAUUCGAUUCUGGACCGUCGAGAACCGAUACCAUUUAGCAUCGCAGCAAGGUGUGUUUGGGCGCGUCGCUUUGCGUCAGACCCUUCUCUGCGUCGCAACGGCCGGCGGCAACCUCACGGUGACGGGCUGCGAAGACGGCUCGCUGAUCCUAUGGGAGCACACGCACGCCGUCUGUGUUGUGCAAGCCCACUCGGCGCCGGUCAAGGUCGCCUUGUACCACGUGGCUGUCAAAACGCUCGUGACCGCCGCCUCGGACGGGUCUCUUCUCGUGUGGCAAGUGCCGCUGAAAGCGUCCGAGUCGCUCGUCCAAGCCGCGCGCUGGUCGACAUCGGCGUCAAUCGUUGGUGUCACCGCGCACGACGUCACGCUGGUCGUUGUCACGGACGAGAGCCUUCUGAUUGCCCUCUCUCCAUCGUGUCUCGAGUGGCUCGUCACACCGGUGAUCGCACUCCCAUCGGACGCACGGCGCAGCGCCGAGCCGAACGUGCUUUUAGCGUGGCAUGGCCUCGCAGUUGGUGCGAUUCGAGGUCUUGCGUGCCAUCCGACACAAGAUAUGAUUGUGACGGCCGGUGACGACAAGACACUGCGACUCUGGGACCUCCAUACGCACCUGCAGCUGCGCGCCAUGGUGCUGGCUUCCGCGCCGACGGCCUUGGCCUACUCCCCGAUGCCCAUGGCCGACGACAAGAUCCAUUUGGCGGUCGCCUUUGCAUCCGGUGCGCUGCAAGUGCUCGAUGCGGCAACACUUGAGUCUCUCACGACCGUGGCACUAAGUCACCACGCGUGCCGGGACGUCGAGUACGCACCCUGCGGCGCAGUCUUGGCGGUCGCCUGCCACGACGCCAAGAUUUACGUGGUUGCGAUCAAGGACAAGUUGUUGUAUACGCUCUCGAAAGUGUGCGAGUCGACGCUACCGGGCCGGAGCCCGAUCGCGCACGUCGACUUCAACUUGGACUCGACCAUUUUGCGUAGCAACACGCUGGACCUCGAGUGUGCCUUUUGGGACGUUGCCACCGGUGCACUUCUCGAGCACUCGGUCGCGGCGCGCGAGACGCAUUGGCACAGCUGCACGUGUCCGAGUAACUGGGCGCUCACCGGCGCGUCGCAGGGCAUUCCACUCUCGUGCUCGGACCGCGUCCAGUCGGAGAAACCUGGCGGUCGCUUGCAGCUGCUCUGGUACCCGUGCGUCGAGCGCAGCGCGGCCAAGACGUACUAUGGCCACGCCUCACCGCUGCACACGAUUCGAUUCAGCGCACGGAAUGCGUUCCUCCUCAGCCUCGGCAGCUUUGACCGGACGCUCUUUGUGUGGCGCACCGACUUUGCCGACGAGAUCAAGGAGCGUGCGUCGCUAACGGCGCAUGACGCCAGCGCCACCAAGGCGCACGCCGCGCUCGUCUCGGACGAGCGGCUUCUAAGUCACGCGUUUGAAGCCGCCAAGAAGGAAGGCGGCGAUGAAUUCUUAGCUGUCAAGCCCUGGCUGGGUGCGAUCCGCGAGCCGAGCGGGUGGACGUCCAAGCCAGACGACGGCGAUGCACCCAGUGGCAACCUCGAUCUCGUGUUUGUGCAUGGGUACCGGGGCUUUGAUACGCGCAACAAUCUCCGCUUUGGCGCCGACAGCUCGAGCUGCAUUUACCACACGGCGGCACUCGGUGUUGUCUACAACAAGCAGACGCACCGGCAGAUCUUCCAUUACGGCCACACGAACGACAUUCUCUGCCUCGCCGUGCACCCCGAAGGCCACUUGGUCGUGAGUGGCGAGGUCGGAAAGACGCCCAAAUUGAUCUUGUGGGAUGCCAACAGCGGGUCGAGUCUCUGUACGAUGGCAGGCUUCCACCGGCGGGGCGUUGCGCUGGUCGCUUUCAAUUCGACAGGCGACCUCAUUGUGUCGCAUGGCAUGGACGACGACCACAGCCUCGCCAUCUACUCGCUCCAAGGCAAGCUCGUCGCUUCGUGUUCAGCGUCCAAGCAAAAAAUUCUCUGCCUCGAUGUGCUCGCAAGUGACGGCGUGAGCGUCGGCGAAAAGACCGUGCUCUUCUGGAGCUUGUCCCAAACGACGAUUUCGCUCAAGAAAGGCAGCUUUGGCAAAGGCGACAGCCGCGGCACCGUGCUUGCUUGCAUUUUUGUGCUCAACGAGGCAGUGACGGGCCAAGCCGACGGAUCGCUCUACCGCUGGAAAGGCCGGGGCGUCACUGCCGUCCUCGCCCACGCCCACGAGGGUGCGAUCAACUGCCUCUUGCACGAUGUCAAGGCCAAGAACGUCUUGUCGGGCGGCCGUGACGGCCUCGUGCGGCUGUGGAGCUACAGCCUCGAGCCGCUCCUCUCGUUUGAUCUCCGCAAAGCGUCGUUGACAUCGGCGCUCAGCAGCGCCAAGUCCCGUGAGAAGGAUCGAUCCUGGACCCUCAAUGGCAGCGUUCGGAGCCUCAGUGUCGCGGACGGAAAGCUGCUUUUGGGCACACAAGGCUGCGAGAUUUGCGAAGUCGACUUGGCCGACAUUCGGGCCAAGAAGGAUGCGAUCGUCACCAAAUUUAUCGAAGGCCACGCCGGCGGCGAGCUAUGGGGCCUCGCACCGCAUCCUGAGAAGCAGCAGUUUGUGACUGCUGGCGACGACGGCACGGUGCGGCUCUGGGACGGCCCCAAUCGAACGCUCCUCGCCAAGCAGUCGAUGCCCAAGAAGUGGCGCGCGGUCGCCAUGUCCCCGGACGGCACCCAUAUUGCCGUUGGUGCCAACGAUGGCUCGGUUGUCGUGCUGAAAGAAGCGCUCGAUGGCGACGUCGUCGCGGACCUGCGCGUGAGUCUCAAGGCCAUCUCGGUACUGCGGUACGCGCCGGACGGCAAGACGCUCGCGGUCGGUAGCCACGACCAGCGCAUCUACCUCUUCGCCGCCCCCGCGUACACGAAGCGCUGCGUGUGCAAAGGCCAUAGCAGCUACAUCACGUCGCUCGACUUUUCAUCGGAUGCAAGCUAUCUCCAGAGCAACUGCGGCGCGUACGACCUCCUCUUUUGGCAAGCCGACAAGGGCAAGCAGGUCACAAGUGCAAAUGCGCUGCGCGACGUCAAGUGGGCCACGUGGACGUGCACGCUGGGCUGGCCCGUGCAAGGUAUCUGGCCCAAGGGCGCCGACGGCACCGACGUCAACGCCACCGCACGCGCGUCGUCGCAGAGAGACCUCCUCACGGUCGACGACAAUGGCCAUGUGAAUUUGUUCCGGUACCCGUGCGUCGCAGCGCACGCGACGGCCAAGACGUACCUCGGGCACUCGUCGCACGUGACCAACUGCACGUUUACCAAAGGCGACAUGUUUGCCGUCUCGACGGGCGGCCUCGACAACGCCAUCUUUCAGUUCAAAUACGCUGACAAGUAA
Messenger RNA from Saprolegnia parasitica CBS 223.65, 6651 nucleotides. RefSeq lists its product as hypothetical. Lineage: Eukaryota; Oomycota; Saprolegniomycetes; Saprolegniales; Saprolegniaceae. The record is from RefSeq and is a predicted model, not a curated record. Bases 1 to 6651 code for a protein of 2216 amino acids. Gene Ontology annotation, molecular function: calcium ion binding; microtubule binding. The transcript is spliced from 21 exons.